GCUCCCGAAACACCUCGUCAGUCGCCCUGCGUCUAACUCCGUGACGUUAUGACAUCACAGUUGCAUCACCAUGUCGCAGGUUUGCCUAAUUCGGGCCUGUAUUCACAGCGGAAGUGAAGCUGACUGGAAGCUGAAAACACGACAGAGCGCGAUGGGAGACAUUGUGGCGGGAGCUGGUUCAGACGUGUGUGCACCGACCAAUCAGAGCAGACCGGGAGAUUCAGGAGGAGGGGCCUUAAAGAGACACGUCGGAGACAACUGACGUGUUCUUUGAGUAUUAAAGUCUGUUAAACUAUUCUAGCAGUGACACAGACUUUAGUUAUUAACCUGAUAAUGAGCACAACAUCUCCUUUAAAGGACGUGUACACCUGGUUUAUUAAUUACAGUUAUCGUGUUAAAAACACACACGAAACCUGAAUUAUUACCUUUUUCCCCUAACAGAUGAGACAGUUUAUAUUUUUAUGAUGCCCAACUAGAAAUCCAGUCACCCCGCUGCUCAUUCAUUCCCGUCAGGAGCGCAAUUUAACUUUAUUCUUCCCAUAAAACUGUUUUUAUUAAAGUCCAGCAGCCAGUGAAGCUUCCUGGUCGGAGUCGCUUCCUCGUUCCUGCACGCCGCACUUGCUCCUCUUGCAGGCAGGAAUGUGGUCCGUCAGCUCCUGGAAGACAAACCUCAACUCCAAACCUCCGUAAUAACGCAAUCUAACCCGCGCCAACCUUUGUUUCCGUGCGUCGCAUCACCUGCACACCUGGAGGAGGAGGAGGAGUCCGGACGGGACAGGAGUGUAUAUAAGAUUAACCGCGCUGUCAGGCUGAGGAUGCAGGGAAGCUGCUGCGGGUCGUGAGGAGUCGCUCAACAUGGGGAACUGGAUUAUCAACAACGGGCUCACAGCCUUCAUACUGGUGGUGUGGAUGGGAAUCAACACUUUCCUCUUCGUCUGGUUUUACUUGUUCUACGAUUUGGGGCCUCGGUUUUUCUACACGCGCCAUCUUCUUGGGUCGGCGUUGGCCUGGGCCAGAGCUCCGGCCGCCGUCCUCAACUUCAACUGCCUGCUGAUCCUCCUGCCGGUCUGCAGGAACCUGCUGUCCCUGAUCCGAGGCUCCUUCGUGUGUUGCGGCAGAACGAUGAGGAAACAACUGGACAAUAACCUGAGUUUCCACAAGCUGGUGGCGUACAUGAUCGCUCUGAUGACAGCCGUUCACAUGAUCGCCCACCUGCUGAACGUGGAGUGGUACAACAACAGCCGGCAGGGCGUUUACGACGCGCUCAGCACGGCGCUGUCCAACCUGGAGGACACGGGAAACACCACCUACCUGAACCCCAUCCGCAUCACAGACCUCGAUCCGCAACAGAUUCCCACCUACUUCGCCUUCACCACCAUCGCCGGCCUCACCGGGGUCAUCAUCACUCUGGCCCUCAUCCUCAUCAUCACCUCCUCCAUGGAGGUCAUCCGACGCAGCUACUUCGAGGUCUUCUGGUACACCCACCACCUCUUCAUCAUCUUCUUCGCAGGGCUCGUCUUUCACGGCGCCGGACGCAUCGUGAGGAGUCAGACGACGACAGAUCCACCGCACAACUUCACCUUCUGCAAAGAUCGUGUUGAGGACUGGGGACGGAUCCCUCAGUGUCCCGUCCCUCAGUUCGCUGGAGGGUUCCCACAGACCUGGAUGUGGGUGAUCGGUCCGAUGGUUCUGUAUCUUUGCGAGCGUCUGCUGCGCUUCAUUCGCUACGUGCAGACCGUCCGAUACAGGAGGAUCGUGAUGCGUCCGUCGAAGGUGCUGGAGCUGCAGCUGCAGAAGAACGGCUUCAAGAUGGAGGUGGGUCAGUACGUCUUCCUCAACUGCCCAGUCAUCUCGCAGCUGGAGUGGCACCCGUUCACCAUGACCUCCGCCCCCGAGGAGGACUUCUUCAGCGUCCACAUCCGCUCGGCCGGGGACUGGACGGACAAACUCAUCGACAUCAUGCAGAAGCUUCCGGAGGGAGCGCAGGGACCCAAAAUGGGCGUCGACGGACCCUUUGGCACAGCCAGCGAGGACGUGUUCGACUACGAGGUCGCGAUGCUGGUCGGUGCCGGCAUCGGAGUCACUCCCUUCGCCUCCAUCCUCAAGUCCAUCUGGUACAAGUUCAAAGAGUCAAACCCUAAACUGCGCACCAGAAAGAUCUACUUCUACUGGCUCUGCCGGGAAACGCACGCCUUCGAGUGGUUCGCCGACCUCCUGCAGGUGCUGGAGAGCGAGAUGGAGGAGAGGGGGAUGGGCGAUUUCCUCACCUACAAACUCUACCUGACCAGAUGGGAUCAGAGCAUGGCCGAUCACGCGAAGGUCCACUCUGACAAGGACACGGACAUGGUCACCGGGCUCAGACAGAAAACCUACUACGGCAGACCCGCCUGGGACAAGGAGUUCGAACAAGUCCGCAAAGAGAACCCCACGUCGGUGGUGGGAACCUUCUUGUGCGGCCCCGAAGCUCUGGCAGAAGUCUUGCUGAAGAAAUGCGCCAAAUACUCAGACGUGGAUCCUCGAAAAACCAAAUUCUACUUCAACAAGGAAAACUUCUGAGCAAGCAGAACGAGGCAGACCGACAGGAAAGCAGCCUUCGGGCUAUUGAGAGACUAUUUUCUAGGAAUUUCUCAGCGUGGAAUAUUUGAAAAACAGUGGCGACAACCUGCGAUACCAGCUGGGUGUGUUUUGUCCAACUGUGCUGCUCAGAGAUAAAGAAGCAGGGCUCGUUAUUCAGCUCCGCUCAGAGUUCCACUCUCCGUCUUUGUGAUGAGACCAUGAAUCAGUCGGACUCAUAAUCCUCCGUGACUCAUGGUCUCUGUACGGCCGAUUACACUCACAUGUUUGUACUUCAGCUAGAUUUUAGGGACAUUUUUGACUGUUACAGAGACGCGUUUGUCUCUAUAAUACAGUUAUUUAAAAAAAAAAAAAAUUAGCAGGUUAACAUUUGAAUCAAGACAAUUUGUGAUUUGAUGUUUGUCCCUCAGAUACAUUUAACUACUGCAGCAGUUCAGAUGGAGACACAACAGUUAGUUGUUUACAUGAUUCUGUUUACUGGCUUUUUUUUUUUCUAUGAAUGAAACUGUACAAGUUGAUUAUUUCAUCCAAUCAAACAAUUCUUCGAGCUGUUCAGAACAUUUUAAAAGGAGCACUACGUAGUUUUGGAGAAGAAAUUCCAACUCAGAAUCUUUAUAAUUUCCGCAUUAAUGAGGCAAUAAUCAAAUUCCUAUAACUUCUCCGUUCUCAGAGGGAAAUAAGCUCCCAGAUCACUGUUUGAAGCUAGAAAGGUGGCAGGGUCCGCCACUUGUAAACAAAGUAUGAAACUGUGUUGUCUUUUAAGGUCAGCGUUUGCUCAUUUAGUUUGUUUAGGCAUGGAAAAAAAAAAUGAAUCAGUCAAUGAAACUCUUUCUCAUCUCGCAAAAGUACAUACUGCUCCUUUAAUCUUCAAGGAUUCUGAACACAGAAACAACCUUUGAUCAAAUCCACUGUAAAUACUGUAAAUAACCAUGUUGUGUUCUUAAAUACAAGACGGAGCUUAAAUGGAAGGUAGAAAGACGUUAAUAGAGUGUAAAGUAAACAAUUGGUACCUAUUCUUAAAGCUUGAGUGGUUAUGGCAACAGAUUUCUUGGAAACAAUUAUUACCGCCCGUCACAUCGCUGGUAUUUCCUUAUCAGAGCGAUAAGACGGCAUCGGCCAGGAGGAAGGCUGCCGGUCAUGUUACCGCGUGAAACAUCCUCCAGACACAAUGAAGGACUUUCAUCACUAUUUCUUGUAAUUCAUUUCCAAACUGUUUGAAUAAAUGAAUAAAAAGGGAGUCAACAUC
This is a messenger RNA of Acanthopagrus latus (yellowfin seabream), 3820 nucleotides long. It is a transcript of the gene nox1, whose product is annotated as NADPH oxidase 1. The transcript has 13 exons. The record is from RefSeq and is a predicted model, not a curated record. NCBI's taxonomy places the organism in Eukaryota, Metazoa, Chordata, Actinopteri, Spariformes, Sparidae. Gene Ontology annotation, biological process: defense response; superoxide anion generation. Gene Ontology annotation, molecular function: superoxide-generating NAD(P)H oxidase activity. The coding region runs from base 856 to 2556 and encodes 566 amino acids. Gene Ontology annotation, cellular component: plasma membrane; NADPH oxidase complex.